This is a messenger RNA of Striga hermonthica, 903 nucleotides long. The record is from the annotation of a GenBank genome assembly. NCBI's taxonomy places the organism in Eukaryota, Viridiplantae, Streptophyta, Magnoliopsida, Lamiales, Orobanchaceae.
AUGGAUCACAAGAAAACUCACCACGAGUCGAGAGACGAUACCGAGAGAGUAGAGCCGAGUGAAUUACUCGAAGAUUGCUGGUUUUUCGGCAACUCGCUUCAUCGUAAAUCAAGAAUGAUCAGAAGCCUUUCCGAGCCUUGCACCUCCUCAGACUUCGCCGGAGAGGAGAACUCGCCCGGGAAAUCGUACGAGGAGACCUACCGAUCGAUCGAGAAAUUAUCCAUCAGCGAACGCAAAAUCGAUCGGCCGAGUUUGAUCAAAGCACCUUCAGUCCCAUCUACCUUGGAAAGACAGGAUCAGAAAAGUGAUCCUCAGAGGAGCAAAAGAUCAAACAAAAAUAAAAAAUCGUCGAGGGGUGGUCUGAACCGGGCCCCGUCCCUACCGAUUAGCCUCGAGCCCGAGGAGUAUCAAGAUGAGGAGACUGAGUUCUCAAUGGGUAAAUUGAUCAGGCAAGCUUCUAUGAAGAACUCGGACACUUUGCCUCCCAGGACACAUUCUACUAAUAAGAGUUCAACACCAAGUCCGAGCAUAACAAGGCAGAGAUCAAGAAGAAUACCUGAGGUAGAGAGCAGUAAAAUUGAGGGCUCGGAGGAGACAAUCAGGCCCCAACGUCCCAUUAAUCAGCUGAAAUCACAUAAAAGCUUAAUCGAUCUGGAGUCCAAGGAAUUGCAGGGGUUUAAGGAAUUGGGUUUCGAUUUCGACGAGAAAAGGGAUAUUACCCAAGAGGAUGAAGGGAAGAGCACUGGGGCUCGUAGAUCGUAUCUAUCGGAGUCUUGGGGCGCACAGAGCUAUUCUGCGCCGCCGGUGCCGAGGUGGGGCGGGAAGCGGGCGGCGGAGGAUGUGAAGGCGCAGAUUAAGUUCUGGGCUAGGGCGGUGGCGUCUAACGUGCGCCAGGAGUGCUGA